GCGGAGCGGGCAGAAGGGAGCGGACUGGCGCCGGAUCGGUUGCGGCCCGUGCGGAGGCUGAGCCGGCCGCGGGAGCGACCGGAGGCAGUUUCUGUUACUAUGGCAAUGACGGCAGGGACUACAGCCACCUUUCCUAUGAGCAACCAUACCCGGGAAAGAGUGACUGUGGCCAAGCUCACGCUGGAGAAUUUCUACAGCAACCUAAUUUUACAGCAUGAAGAGAGAGAAACCAGGCAGAAGAAAUUAGAAGUGGCUAUGGAAGAAGAAGGAUUAGCAGAUGAAGAGAAAAAGUUACGCCGAUCACAACAUGCUCGCAAGGAAACAGAGUUCUUACGGCUCAAGCGGACCAGACUUGGCUUGGAUGACUUUGAGUCUCUGAAAGUUAUAGGAAGAGGAGCAUUCGGAGAGGUGCGGCUGGUCCAGAAGAAAGAUACAGGCCAUAUCUAUGCAAUGAAGAUAUUGAGAAAAUCUGAUAUGCUUGAAAAAGAGCAGGUGGCCCAUAUCCGAGCAGAAAGAGAUAUUUUAGUAGAAGCAGAUGGUGCCUGGGUGGUGAAGAUGUUUUACAGUUUUCAAGAUAAGAGGAACCUUUAUCUAAUCAUGGAAUUCCUCCCUGGAGGUGACAUGAUGACAUUGCUAAUGAAGAAAGAUACUUUGACAGAAGAGGAAACACAGUUCUACAUUUCAGAGACUGUUCUGGCAAUAGAUGCGAUCCACCAGUUGGGUUUCAUCCAUCGGGAUAUUAAACCAGACAACCUUUUAUUGGAUGCCAAGGGUCAUGUAAAAUUAUCUGAUUUUGGUUUGUGCACGGGAUUAAAGAAGGCUCAUAGGACUGAAUUCUACAGAAAUCUUACACACAACCCACCAAGUGACUUCUCAUUCCAGAACAUGAACUCAAAGAGGAAAGCAGAAACAUGGAAGAAGAACAGGAGACAACUGGCAUAUUCCACAGUGGGGACACCAGAUUACAUUGCUCCAGAAGUGUUCAUGCAGACUGGGUACAACAAAUUGUGUGACUGGUGGUCUUUGGGAGUAAUUAUGUAUGAAAUGCUAAUAGGAUAUCCACCUUUCUGCUCUGAAACACCUCAAGAAACAUAUAGGAAAGUGAUGAACUGGAAAGAAACUCUGGUAUUUCCUCCAGAGGUGCCUAUAUCUGAAAAAGCCAAGGACUUAAUUCUUAGGUUUUGUAUUGAUUCUGAAAAUAGAAUUGGGAAUAGUGGAGUAGAAGAAAUAAAAAGUCACCCUUUUUUUGAAGGUGUAGAUUGGGGUCACAUCAGGGAAAGGCCAGCAGCAAUCCCUAUAGAAAUCAAAAGCAUUGAUGAUACAUCAAAUUUUGAUGACUUUCCUGAAUCUGAUAUUUUACAACCAGUGCCAAACACCACAGAACCGGACUACAAAUCCAAAGACUGGGUUUUCCUCAAUUAUACCUAUAAGCGGUUUGAAGGGUUGACUCAGCGUGGCUCUAUCCCCACCUACAUGAAAGCUGGGAAAUUAUGAAUGAAGAUCCCAUUCGCUCACAACCAAGAGAACUCAGGUAGCUGCAUCACCAGGCUUGCUUGGCGUAGACAACAGUACACUGAAAUACUCCCGAAGAUGGUGGUGCUUCUGACUACAAGAGGAAAUUCUACAGGAUUAGGAUUUCUAAGACUACUACAGGAAUUGGUUGGCAGUGCCAGCUGGCUUUUUUUUUUAAUAUUUUAUUAUUUUUGUUAACUUUAUUAUAUGAAGGUACUGGAAUAAAAGAAAUGUACAUCCCUUUCUAACUGCACUGCCUACAUGCGUAUUAAGGUCCAUUCUGCCUGUGUGUGCUGUGGCUUUGUACUGUAACACCUCUAAUCAAUUCAGGAGCAACAUAUGUCAUUUAAAGCAACAUAGGCUAACCUGUAGGUAACACUGCAGUAUUGCUGUUUUACUGCAAACCUUAUGGGUCUAGAUAAUCAAUAAAAGCCAUUAGAACACUUGCCCUAUUGGUUUGGACAUGUAUAGAAUAUAUAUGAAGACAAUUUCUGUAAUGGUUUUAAGACAUUUUAAAAAGGAAAUACACUGGUUAUGUAAAAAAUAGAAUUUAUCAUCACGUUAUUGCACAAACUCCACAGUAGGGAGUGACAAGUUUAUAAUAAGGAGGAAGUUUUAACACCUUCACUCAAGCACUCCACUAAUAUAUUUACUUUGCAUUCAGAAAUACUGAUGACCUUUAUAUACGUAGUCUGUAUACUCAUAGGGAGAUGUACUGUAUUAUAUAAAAUGUAAAGUUGCUUUUCUUGUGACAAGAGGACUUCUUUUUUAACAAGAGGACAUGGCAUUAUUUUAAUUUGAUUAUGGUGAGUUGAAUUUAAGAAAUGACCAUGAGGGCUGCUUGUAGAGAACUAGUGUAUUUUUAUUAAACUAUUUUUUUAAACGUCA
Messenger RNA from Balaenoptera acutorostrata (minke whale), 2400 nucleotides. RefSeq names its product serine/threonine kinase 38 like (gene STK38L). Gene Ontology annotation, molecular function: ATP binding; protein serine/threonine kinase activity. NCBI's taxonomy places the organism in Eukaryota, Metazoa, Chordata, Mammalia, Artiodactyla, Balaenopteridae. The record is from RefSeq and is a predicted model, not a curated record. The coding region runs from base 100 to 1494 and encodes 464 amino acids. Gene Ontology annotation, biological process: peptidyl-serine phosphorylation; intracellular signal transduction. The transcript is spliced from 14 exons.